Molecule: messenger RNA, 3672 nt
Organism: Chaetura pelagica (chimney swift)
Lineage: Eukaryota; Metazoa; Chordata; Aves; Apodiformes; Apodidae
Product: myosin heavy chain, skeletal muscle, adult-like
Exons: 27
Coding region: 1-3672 (1223 amino acids)
Cellular component (GO): myosin complex
Molecular function (GO): cytoskeletal motor activity; ATP binding; actin filament binding
Source: RefSeq, a predicted model, not a curated record
AUGGCUGCGUUUGGGGAGGCAGCUCCUUACCUCCGAAAAUCAGAAAAGGAGAGAAUCGAGGCCCAGAACAGGCCUUUUGAUGCCAAGUCAUCUGUCUUUGUGGUGCAUCCUAAGGAAUCCUUUGUGAAAGGGACAAUCCAGAGCAGGGAGGCCGGGAAGGUCACUGUCCAGACUGAAGGGGGAGAGACCUUGACUGUGAAGGAAGAUCAAAUCUUCUCCAUGAACCCCCCCAAGUAUGAUAAAAUCGAGGACAUGGCCAUGAUGACCCACCUCCAUGAACCCGCUGUGCUGUACAACCUCAAAGAGCGUUAUGCAGCCUGGAUGAUCUACACCUACUCGGGUCUCUUCUGUGUCACCGUCAACCCCUACAAGUGGCUGCCGGUGUACAACCCGGAGGUGGUGUUGGCCUACCGAGGCAAGAAGCGCCAGGAGGCCCCUCCACACAUCUUCUCCAUCUCUGACAACGCCUAUCAGUUCAUGCUGAAUGAUCGCGAGAACCAGUCGAUCCUGAUCACCGGAGAAUCCGGUGCCGGGAAGACUGUGAACACCAAGCGUGUCAUCCAGUACUUUGCAACAAUUGCAGCCAGUGGGGAGAAGAAGAAGGAGGAGCAGUCUGGCAAAAUGCAGGGAACGCUUGAGGAUCAAAUCAUCAGCGCCAACCCGCUGCUGGAGGCCUUUGGGAACGCCAAGACCGUGAGGAACGACAACUCCUCACGCUUUGGCAAAUUCAUCAGAAUCCACUUUGGAGCUACAGGCAAACUGGCUUCUGCUGACAUUGAAACCUAUCUGCUGGAGAAGUCCAGAGUCACUUUCCAGCUCAAGGCAGAAAGAAGCUACCACAUCUUUUAUCAGGUCACUUCCAACAAGAAGCCCGAGCUAAUUGACAUGCUCCUCAUCACCACCAACCCUUAUGAUUUCCACUACGUGAGUCAAGGUGAGGUCACUGUUCCCAGCAUUGAUGACCAAGAGGAGCUGAUGGCUACAGAUAGUGCCAUUGACAUCCUGGGCUUCACUGCUGAUGAGAAAACAGCCAUCUACAAGCUGACAGGGGCUGUCAUGCACUAUGGCAACCUGAAGUUCAAGCAGAAGCAACGAGAGGAGCAGGCAGAGCCUGAUGGCACAGAAGUUGCUGACAAGGCUGCCUACCUGAUGGGUCUGAACUCAGCAGACCUGCUCAAGGCCCUGUGUUAUCCUCGAGUCAAAGUUGGGAAUGAAUACGUGACCAAAGGUCAAACUGUGGAGCAGGUGAACAAUGCAGUGGGUGCUCUGGCAAAGGCUGUCUAUGAGAGGAUGUUCCUGUGGAUGGUUGUUCGUAUCAACCAACAGCUGGAUACUAAGCAGCCCAGACAGUACUUCAUUGGUGUCCUGGACAUUGCUGGCUUUGAGAUCUUUGAUUUCAACAGCUUUGAGCAGCUGUGCAUCAACUUCACCAAUGAGAAACUGCAACAGUUCUUCAACCACCACAUGUUCGUGCUGGAGCAGGAGGAGUACAAGAAGGAGGGAAUUGAAUGGACAUUCAUUGACUUUGGGAUGGACCUGGCUGCCUGCAUUGAGCUCAUUGAGAAGCCCAUGGGCAUCUUCUCCAUCCUGGAAGAGGAGUGCAUGUUCCCCAAGGCAACUGACACCUCUUUCAAGAACAAGCUCUAUGACCAACAUCUGGGCAAAUCCAGUAACUUCCAGAAGCCCAAACCUGCCAAAGGCAAGGUUGAGGCCCACUUCUCUCUGGUGCACUAUGCUGGCACAGUGGACUACAACAUCACUGGCUGGCUGGAGAAGAACAAGGACCCUCUGAAUGAAACUGUCAUUGGGUUGUACCAGAAAUCAUCAGUGAAGACCCUGGCCUUACUCUUUGCCAACUAUGGUGGAGCAGAUGCAGGUCAGCUCUAUGCUGGUGGUGGCAAGAAGGGUGGCAAGAAGAAGGGUUCUUCUUUCCAGACUGUCUCAGCUCUCUUCCGGGAGAAUUUAAACAAGCUGAUGACCAAUCUGCGCAGCACCCACCCUCACUUUGUACGAUGCAUCAUCCCAAAUGAAACUAAAACACCUGGUGCCAUGGAGCAUGAGCUGGUGCUGCAUCAGCUGCGGUGCAACGGAGUGCUGGAAGGGAUCAGAAUUUGCAGGAAAGGAUUCCCCAGCAGAGUCCUGUAUGCUGACUUCAAGCAGAGAUACAGAGUGCUUAAUGCAAGUGCUAUUCCAGAAGGGCAGUUCAUGGAUAGCAAGAAGGCUUCAGAAAAGCUUCUUGGGUCCAUUGAUGUGGACCACACCCAGUACAGAUUUGGUCACACUAAGGUGUUCUUCAAAGCUGGGUUGAUAGGUCUGCUGGAGGAGAUGAGAGAUGAGAAACUAGCCGAGAUUAUGACCAUGACACAAGCCAGGUGCAGGGGCUUCCUGAUGAGAGUGGAGUAUCGGAAAAUGGUGGAGAGGAGGGACUCCAUCUUCUGCAUCCAGUACAACGUUCGUGCAUUCAUGAAUGUCAAGCACUGGCCCUGGAUGAAGCUGUUCUUCAAGAUCAAGCCCUUGCUGAAGAGUGCAGAGUCAGAGAAGGAGAUGGCCAACAUGAAACAAGAGUUUGAGAAAACCAAGGAAGAGCUUGCAAAGUCUGAGGCCAAGAGGAAGGAGCUGGAGGAGAAAAUGGUGGUCUUACUGCAGGAGAAAAAUGACCUGCAGCUCCAAGUGCAGGCGGAAGCAGACAGCUUGGCUGAUGCUGAGGAAAGGUGUGACCAGCUCAUCAAAACCAAAAUCCAGCUGGAAGCCAAAAUUAAGGAGGUGACGGAAAGGGCUGAGGAUGAGGAGGAAAUUAAUGCUGAGCUGACAGCCAAGAAGAGGAAACUGGAGGAUGAGUGUUCAGAGCUGAAGAAAGAUAUUGAUGACCUUGAGCUAACACUGGCCAAGGUUGAGAAGGAAAAGCAUGCCACUGAAAACAAGGUGAAAAACCUCACAGAGGAGAUGGCAGCCCUGGACGAGACCAUUGCCAAGCUGACCAAAGAGAAGAAAGCCCUCCAAGAGGCCCAUCAGCAGACACUGGAUGACCUGCAGGUAGAAGAGGACAAAGUCAACACUCUGACCAAAGCAAAGAUCAAGCUGGAGCAGCAAGUGGACGAUCUGGAAGGAUCCCUGGAGCAGGAGAAGAAACUGCGCAUGGACCUUGAGAGAGCUAAGAGGAAGCUUGAAGGAGACCUGAAGCUGGCCAAUGACAGCAUCAUGGAUUUGGAAAAUGAUAAGCAGCAGCUGGAUGAGAAACUGAAGAAGAAAGACUUUGAGAUCAGCCAGAUCCAGACAGCCAGCAGGGAAGCUCCAAAGCUGGGCUUGUCGUUGCAGGUGCGGGAGCUGGAAGGGGAGGUUGAUGCUGAGCAGAAGCGCAGCGCUGAAGCCGUGAAGGGUGUGCGCAAGUACGAGAGGAGGGUGAAGGAGCUGACCUACCAGUCUGAGGAAGACCGGAAGAAUAUUCUGCGGCUGCAGGACCUGGUGGACAAGCUGCAAAUGAAGGUGAAAUCCUACAAGAGACAAGCUGAGGAGGCUGAGGAAUUGUCCAACGUCAACCUCUCCAAGUUCCGCAAGAUCCAGCACGAGCUGGACGAAGCCGAGGAGCGGGCUGACAUUGCAGAGUCACAGGUCAACAAGCUCCGGGCCAAGAGCAGGGAGUUUCAUGGCAAGAAGAUAGAAGAGGAAGAGUGA